Leguminivora glycinivorella is the source of this 764-nucleotide messenger RNA. RefSeq lists its product as uncharacterized. NCBI's taxonomy places the organism in Eukaryota, Metazoa, Arthropoda, Insecta, Lepidoptera, Tortricidae. The coding region runs from base 59 to 610 and encodes 183 amino acids. The transcript has 3 exons. The record is from RefSeq and is a predicted model, not a curated record.
AGUAUUUUCAUUCGGCGGUUUCGACAGUAGGCAGUCAGACGAUAUAGUUGAUACCAAAAUGAAGGCUGCAUGUAUCAUUUUAUUUAUCGGCCUCGUUACCUCCGAAUCUUCAAUCGCCUCAGUGCUCUCCCGCCUGCUGGACCAAGCCAAGCGCUCCAAAAGCCAGAGUCCCGUGAUCCUGGUCAUCAACAGCAGAGCCCUGGAGGACUCCUCAACCAGCGAGGAGGCCAUCGCUGAACCAACUUUCAGAGGGAGUGGAGAAAGCAAUGGGAUUUCACUCAUGACCAUUUUGACACAGCUCCAAAAAGCCCGCCAAGCUCCCAUCCGCCGCCCGCGCCCCCGCCUCAUCCGAAAACCCCAACGGCCAGUCUACAAGUCCCUCCUAUCGCUCCGUAACUCUCUCCGCUGCGGCGCGCAAGACGAAUGCAAGAACGAAUGCUCAGAGAUCCCGAAACCGAAGGAGCAGAUAAAGUGCGACGUAAAGUGCGAGCAGAAGUACGAAUGCGAGGAGGAGCCGAAGUGCGAGGAGGGUAAUUGCGACGACGGGAACCCGAGCACUCGCGGACCGCCGCCCGACGAGCAGGGCCCGACUGGGUGCACUAGAUGCUAAUAGAAUACCUAGUGAUGCCCAGCAGACUAUAUUUUACCAACAUCCUAGUUUUAUUCAAAUUUGAGUUUCAUUUUUUCGGAAAUUUUUAAAGACAAAAUAAAUGGUCCUUUGUUCGUUUAAAUAAAACUUGUUUCACGCCGAUUUUUGCUGACUA